This is a messenger RNA of Coccidioides immitis RS, 204 nucleotides long. RefSeq lists its product as uncharacterized. The record is from RefSeq and is a predicted model, not a curated record. NCBI's taxonomy places the organism in Eukaryota, Fungi, Ascomycota, Eurotiomycetes, Onygenales, Onygenaceae. The transcript is spliced from 3 exons. The coding region runs from base 1 to 204 and encodes 67 amino acids.
AUGGCGGAUGAUAAGGUCACGGACCAGGGACGAAAAGAAGGCAGAGCAGGGAAGGACGGCGGAGAGUCGUCAGGUGUGGUGACAGGAUCUGCAGGGUUCAAAGGGACACAUUCCUCUUUUUCGCUGCUGCUGCUGCUGCUCCCAUCCCAAAGUGUCUCCGGGUGCGGCGUGGGUGCAUGCUUGGCGUUUAUCUUCGAACCUUGA